This is a messenger RNA of Schistocerca gregaria, 4882 nucleotides long. It is a transcript of the gene Gpo1, whose product is annotated as glycerol-3-phosphate dehydrogenase, mitochondrial. Gene Ontology annotation, biological process: glycerol-3-phosphate metabolic process. Gene Ontology annotation, cellular component: mitochondrion; glycerol-3-phosphate dehydrogenase (FAD) complex. The transcript has 13 exons. Lineage: Eukaryota; Metazoa; Arthropoda; Insecta; Orthoptera; Acrididae. The record is from RefSeq and is a predicted model, not a curated record. Gene Ontology annotation, molecular function: glycerol-3-phosphate dehydrogenase (quinone) activity; calcium ion binding. The coding region runs from base 1028 to 3199 and encodes 723 amino acids.
AGUUUACAGCUUCGGUGCUACAUGACAGACAUCUACUGUUUCUCUUUAACUACAGCUUCUGUUCUGAAAAGAUGUGUUUCUUUUGAAAAAGUAAUUAUCAACAGUGUCAGAUGUACAUUACACCAGAAUCCCAUAAAUCAUAAAGAAAAUAUUAGUUGGUCCAGUGUCAUCAUGUAUCGCGGAUUUGGUGAUACUAUUUAGAGUUCAUGUAUAGAUUCAGCCUUUUGUUUUUGAUGCAUUUAAUCAAGCUCUUCUUCCAUGAUAGUGUGUAACAUAUGCACUAACAAGUAAAGCUUUUAAUGCUAUACAUUAUAAUCGACUCAUAUGCAGACGAUUGUUCAUAUACGAAAAACGCCGGAGACCCGUAGAGUGAUCGAUAUUUCGGAUAUCAAACGAGGGAGGAAAAUCCAAUCGAUACAUGUCAAAUUGACAGAAAUUCAAAAAAAUCGGCAGAGGUAGAGGAUAAGGCGCACAUUCUUGCUGUGAGGAACAUUACGUUACAAUUAAUCGUACAUUUAUGCCAGACCCCUAAGGAAAAAAGGAAAAAACAACAAUUUUAUAAUCGUAUGAUUUACUAUUGUACCGAAUCAGAUACAUGUUGUUCACGCGCUUACUAACUUUUGUUAUUAAGCACAUACAAAAAAAUAUCGUAUCACCCACCCAAACCGCUCCAAAACCUGCCGGCUGCAUGUAGACAAUCUAUGCUGUUUGUAACCCUCGUAGACAAUAUUCUGUAUAUGAAGCGGACUAUGCAAGUGAGAGCAGCUGAAAAGGUCAUAGUCUGGGGUAGGCCUAUAGUCAGCUGAAAUGCCGAAAAUAAACAUCGUUUCCCCCACCUGGGUACACCUUCUAUCCAAUGUGAUGCGUUCGUAGAGGUUUGCCAAAUGAGUCUCGAAUAUCCCUUCAAAAAUAAACCGACUAGUCCGCGUCCUUAGCUGCACGCGAUCACGGUACGGAAGAGGACAAGUACCGUGAUCGGUAACGAUUACUAUUAAUUCGUUUCCGAUCUGUCAGAUUUUAAAGCACUAUGGCCUCACAUGUUCGAAGACUGGCAGUUAGUGGACUGGCUUUUGGAGCUGGAGCAUACGCUGUUACGACCUUUCUUAAAGAAAAUGAUUUGAAUGUACAAGCUGCUGAAGUGAAAAACAAACCGCGAGCAAAAAGACACCUACCACCACGAUCAGAUCAAAUUAAGUCAUUGCAGUCAGAAGAUUUUGAUGUACUAAUAAUUGGCGGUGGUGCUACGGGCUCAGGUUGUGCACUGGAUGCUGUUACUAGAGGUCUGAAGACAGCACUGGUGGAAGCUGAUGACUUUGCUUGCGGCACAAGUAGCCGCAGUACGAAACUCAUUCAUGGCGGUGUUCGCUAUCUGCAAAAGGCCAUUAUGAAUUUUGACGUUGAGCAGUAUCGUAUGGUAAAAGAAGCCCUCCAUGAGAGAGCUAACAUGUUACAUUCGGCACCACAUUUAACUCGACCACUACCAAUUAUGUUACCAGUGUACACGUAUUGGGAAAUUCCAUACUAUUGGUUUGGCAUCAAAAUGUACGACUUCGUUGCUGGGACAAAAACUGUUAAGAGUUCAUACUAUCUGUCAAAAUCUAAUGCACUUGAGCUGUUCCCAAUGCUGCAGGGAGACAAGCUACGUGGAGCUAUUGUAUAUUAUGAUGGCCAACAAGAUGAUGCACGCAUGAAUCUGGCUAUAGCUCUGACGGCCACAAGACAUGGAGCAACAGUAGCAAAUCAUGUUCGUGUGACAAGCCUUUUGAAAGACAAAGACAAAGAUGGGAAAGAAAUUCUGUGUGGAGCACAUUUGAAAGAUGAACUGACUGGUCAAGAAUGGGAUGUGAAAGCAAAAUGCAUAAUUAAUGCUACAGGGCCAUUUACGGACCAUAUACGAAAGAUGGCUGAUGCUAAGGCAAAAGAAAUAUGCUGCCCUAGCUCGGGGGUUCACAUUGUGCUUCCCGGUUAUUAUAGUCCAGAUCAGAUGGGUCUCUUGGAUCCCAAUACUUCUGAUGGACGUGUCAUUUUUUUCCUCCCAUGGCAAAAGCAUACAAUAGCAGGAACAACUGACCUGCCAUGCCAGGUCACAGCACAUCCCAAGCCAACUGAGGAUGAAAUCAUGUUCAUAUUGGAAGAAGUGAAGAAUUACCUUAAUCCUGAUGUGGAAGUGAGAAGAGGAGAUGUUCUAUCAGCUUGGAGUGGAAUAAGGCCACUGGUAUCGGACCCAAAUAAGGAAGACACACAGUCAUUGGCAAGAAAUCACAUAAUUCAUGUCAGUGACAAUAAGCUUGUGACAAUUGCUGGAGGCAAAUGGACAACUUACAGAGCAAUGGCUGAACAUACAAUUGAUGCAGCUAUUAAAGCGUGCAACCUGAAGCCAGUUCAUGAGAAGUCUCAAACUGAUGGACUGCUCAUUGAGGGAGCUCACGGAUGGACACCUACCAUGUACAUUAGACUUGUGCAGGACUUUGGUCUUGAAUGUGAAGUUGCUCAACAUCUUGCUAAUUCCUAUGGUGACCGAGCCUUCGCAGUUGCAAAGUUGGCAUCCCUCACAGGGAAACGGUGGCCUAUUAUUGGGAAGAAGGUACACCCGGAGUUUCCUUACAUUGAUGCAGAGAUCCGAUAUGCAGUAAGAGAAUAUGCUUGCUGUGCUGUUGAUGUGAUUGCAAGACGGCUGCGGUUAGCUUUCCUCAAUGUCCAGGCUGCUCAGGAAGCUCUUCCUGGUAUUGUUGACAUUAUGGCAGAAGAAUUAAAGUGGGACGAAAAAAAGAAAAAGGAGGAAAUAGCACUUGCCUCAGAAUUCCUUGCAAAUGAGAUGGGCCAAAUGGUCAACAGAGCUUCAAGAGACAAAUUACCUAUCAAUCUUAGUAAAGAAGAAAUUCAAACAUACAUAAAGAGAUUCCAGAUAAUUGAUAAAGAUCGUAAGGGAUAUGUAUCGAUCAAUGACAUCAGACGAGGACUGAAGGAACUAGAAAUUCGCCUGACUGACGAGGAAAUUCACAACGUACUAACUGAAGUUGAUACAGAUUGUCAUGGAAGAAUAGAAUUAGCUGACUAUAUUAAGAUGAUGUCUGCUAUCAAGUCUGGACAUGUAACAUACUCUCGUUUUGCUCGAAUGGCAGAAAUGGAAGAAGAGCAUCACGAACGAGAACGUCUAAAGAAACAGAUUUCAGUGGAGCGCAGUGGAGGAGGACUGUAAUGAUGUGUAAUUUUUUCUAUUGUUUAUAUGGCUUUAACGCUGCUUACAGUAGCGACAAAUGUCUGACAAAUGCACUUUUCUCCUCUUCCUAUCAUACAGAGGGAACCUUAUUUAUUAAAAAAACUAUACAAAGAAAUAACUCUCAGUUUUUAAGAUGAAAUUUAUAAGUAAGUUCAGGUUUUGAGCUCUUUAAUUUUGAGAGUUUAAAUAUGUUAAUACUCAAGAGUUUAUUGAGUUAUGCUGUGUGAAGAGACUAUGUAAAUAAGCUACUGUGGCUAAAAGACAAGUUUCGUAAUCAUAAGUAUUUAUAUAAAUGCAAACACUAAAGUGUGUCUGUAACUUAUAUUUUUGUAUAUAUGCAGGAUCUGAUAUUUUGUCACCAUCUAAAUGUACGAUUUUCGUGAAGAAUCAAACUAUUUUGGCAGCAUUUAUUUGCUAUUCUCAUUUUCAGUUGACAUAAAUACAUCAUAAGUUUGCUAUUACUGAGUAUGAAAUUUGCCUGUUAACAGACAUUAACUUAAAAAACAACUGAGUACUUCCUAUAAGAUAAAUAACUUUUUUAUCUACAUUUCUCAUGCUAGAAACAUGGAAGACUCUAGUGCUUAUUGUGAAAGUAUUCACAAUAACUGUUUCAUAGACAAAUCUACACAUUGCAGUACCAGAGCAGUACGUGUUUGAAACAGCGUCUCCAUUGUUGUCAGCUUAAUAUUGUAAAUUAUUUACUGUCCUUAGAGGCAUGUAAUAAUCUCUGUUUACAGUUAAUUACAAAUGUCUAUAUUUUUCAAUUGAAUUUUUGAGAGCUGUUAGAAAAUAUGUGCUGAAAGAAAUAUUUUAGCAGAUACUAUAUUCAUGGCAGUAUAUGCUGUUUAUUUAAAUAAGAUGCUUAAAGCAAAUCCUAAUACACCAGAUUAAACUGUGUAACACAGAGUUUUUAUAGCUUUUUCAUGUAAAAAAUAAUAUUUUGUAUAGUAUAAUGUGUUUACAUAUUGCAUACUGAAUUUAACAGCUGUCAUUUGAUACAUUCUGUGCAUUAUCAUCUUAUAUGCGAGAACUGCUACAACAUGAUUUUAAAAUCAGGCAUCCUGCAAAUGGAAGCUCUUUUUGUUGGUCCCAGUAUGAAAUGUUUGUUGUGACAUAGUGUAACCCUCAGAGUUAGACGAUUGUUUUUAUUUUGUGUUCCUGUGUGUGUGUUUGUGUGUGUGUGUGUGUGUGUGUGUGUGUGUGUGUGUGUGUGUGUGUGUGAAGUACGGAAAGUAUUAUUACAAGAGUUAUCUUGCUUCACAUUUUCUGAAGAAAAUGAUCUGUGAGAUUAUUGAUUUUAAAUGUUGCUGAAUGACCUAAUUCUCAUUCCAUUAGUACUAUUACUAUCCUUUCCUGUUUUUGUCUUUGACCUAAUAUCUGUCUCUAAUUUAAAUUAUUUAUUUAUUUAUCCAUGUGCCCAACCUAUGCCUCUGUGAUAUGAAUGUUCUUGUAUUAUAAAUCUUGUAAUUCAAUAUUGACUGAUCAGUUAUGUACAAAUACUAAGUCUAUAUGAAAAGUUUUCAUGUGCUUUAUAGCAUGGUUUUAAGACGUCUAUAAUAUGAUUUUCACUGAAACUAAAAACAUGAAACAUGAGUUAGAGACUAAAUUGAUGUUGUGGCUACUAUAGGCAAUUAAUCAGUCAAUAAACAUGAAGGAAGGAGA